Messenger RNA from Orycteropus afer afer, 1491 nucleotides. It is a transcript of the gene TRIM15, whose product is annotated as tripartite motif containing 15. The transcript has 7 exons. The record is from RefSeq and is a predicted model, not a curated record. The coding region runs from base 1 to 1491 and encodes 496 amino acids. Gene Ontology annotation, molecular function: zinc ion binding; protein binding. NCBI's taxonomy places the organism in Eukaryota, Metazoa, Chordata, Mammalia, Tubulidentata, Orycteropodidae.
AUGCCCUCAUCCCCCUCCCAGCAGACAAUCCAUGAGGGGGCCAUUUGUCCUGCCUGCACAGAGCCCCUGGAGGAUGCAGUGACUGCCAGCUGUGGACACGCCUUCUGCCAGCCCUGCCUCCCCCUGUCCUCCCAGAUGGGAGCCCACCACUCCAGCAGGGUCCUGCUCUGCCCCCUCUGCCAGCAGAAGGAGCAGCCGGAGAGCCUCCUGGUCCCUUUGCCCCUGGGCCCUCUGGGGGAGACCUACUGUGAGGAACACGGUGAGAAGAUCUAUUUCUUCUGUGAGAAUGAUGCGGAGUUCCUCUGUGUGUUCUGCAGGGAGGGUUCUGCCCACCAGGCCCACACUGUGGGGCUCCUCGAGGAGGCCAUUCAACCCUACCGGGAUCGUCUCAGGAGUCGGCUGGAAGCUCUGAACAUGGAGAGAGAUGAGAUUGAGAACAUAAAGUGUCGGGAAGACCAGAAGCUCCAAGUGCUUCUGACUCAGAUUGAAAGCAAGAAGCAUCAGGUGGAAGUAACUUUUGAGAGGCUGCAGCAGGAGCUGAAGGAAAAGCAGCGACUCCUGCUGUCCCAGCUGAGGGACCUGGAACAGCAGAUCUGGAAGGAGCGGAAUGACUAUAACGCGAAGGUCUCGGAGGAAAUAGCCCGGCUUGGAGCCCAAGUCACGGAGCUGGAGGAAAAGUGUCAGCAGCCAGCAAGUGAGCUCCUGAAAGAUGUCAGAUUCAACCAGAGCAGGUGUGAGACGAAGACUUUUGUGAGUCCGGAGGCCAUUUCUCCUGACCUUGUCAACAAGAUCCGUGAUCUCCACAAGAAAAUACUCCCUCUCCCAGAGAUGAUGAGAAAGUUCUCAGAAAAUUUGGUGCUUCAUCUGGAGACAGAUUCAGGGGGCGUUACUCUAGACCCUCAGACCGCCAGCAGGAGCCUGGUCAUCUCGGAGGACAGGAAGUCGGUGAGGUACACCCGGCAGAAGCAGAACCUGCCCGACAGCCCCCUGCGCUUUGAGAGGCUUCCGGUGGUGCUGGGCUCCCGGGGCUUCUCCUCCGGCCGCCACAGCUGGCAGGUGGAGGUGCAGCUAGGGGAUGGCGGCGGAUGCACGGUGGGGGUGGCCCAGGAGACGGUGAAGAGGAAGGGGGACAGAGGGCUGAGCGCCGACGAGGGCAUCUGGGCCGUGAUACUCUCGCACCAGCAGUGCUGGGCCAGCACCUCUCCAGGCACUGACCUGCUGCUGGACGAGAUCCCUCGCCACGUGUGCGUCACCCUGGACUAUGAGGCAGGCCGGGUGACCCUUCAGAACACCGAAACAGGGGCGCCCAUCUUCACCUUCACCACCUCUUUCUCGGGCAAAGUCUUUCCUUACUUUGCCGUCUGGAAAAAGGGCUCUAGCCUCACUUUGAAAGUAUCUGAUAGGUGGUAUAGAGGAGAAAGCAGUGCCCUGGGAUCCAGCUCUGCCCCUGGCCAGCCGCGGGACCUUGGGCGUCUCAUUGUCCCCAAGUGA